Messenger RNA from Ruditapes philippinarum (Manila clam), 2234 nucleotides. Its product is annotated as 60S ribosomal export protein NMD3-like. Gene Ontology annotation, molecular function: ribosomal large subunit binding. Gene Ontology annotation, biological process: ribosomal large subunit export from nucleus. Gene Ontology annotation, cellular component: cytoplasm; nucleus. NCBI's taxonomy places the organism in Eukaryota, Metazoa, Mollusca, Bivalvia, Venerida, Veneridae. The transcript has 8 exons. The record is from RefSeq and is a predicted model, not a curated record. Bases 1 to 864 code for a protein of 287 amino acids.
AUGUAUGGAGAUAAGACAGUUGCGGUGAUUCGAGUAUACGAUGGAGAUAAUAUGAGUGCGGUGAUUCACCUUGAUAACUUAUGUUUUCAGGACAACAUUGUAUGUCUUCCGAAGAAGUUAGCCGCCUCCCUGGGAAAUAUUAACCCUAUCUGUGUAUGUUAUAAAGUCACACAGACUGUACACUUGAUAGACCCUAACACACUGAGAGUUGCUGAAGUAAGUGGUCAAGUGUACUGGAGGUCACCAUUUGUAUCUCUGUGUUCACCUAAACAACUGAUAGAGUACAUGGUGAUGCAAGUAGACAUUGUACUGGACAAGGAUAAACCUGUUGUUAGAGGUCAAACUUCACAGAAGCAUGUGUUAGCAGAUGUCUGGGUAUCUAGGAUGAGUGAUCUAGGUGUGAAUGAUCAACAGUAUUUCUGUAGAACACAUAUAGGGCAUCUUCUCAACACCGGUGAUACUGUACUAGGGUUUGACAUGUUGAAUGCUAAUUUAAACAAUGAGCACAUAGAGAAAUUGAAAGAAGAAAAGCUUCCAGACGUGGUGAUCGUGAAGAAAGUAUUUGCUGAUAAGAAGAAACGUAACAGACGUAGAAAGUGGAAGUUACAUCACCUUAAUGAUGAAUUACAUAACCUUGACAGUGAUUCUGUCAUGAAUGAGUACACAGAUUUCCUGGAGGAUUUGGAAGAAGACCCCUCUAUCAGACAGAAUGUCAAUAUAUAUAAAGACAAGAACAGGAUUCCCAUUGACAUGGAUGACACAGAUGAGGAGGGUAUUCCCCAGAUCAGUCUCCAAGAAAUGCUUGAUGACCUUCACAUUGCUGAUGAUGCUACUGGAGGGGAAGGGGCCGCCAUGAUGGAUUAGUUACAUACAUCAGGAUUUUACUUGGUGUUGAAAUAGAAGAAACAACUGAGACAGGAGGAUGAAUAUACUAUGUUACAACAUAUAUUGUAUUCCUGUUUGAAUCCUAUAAAUAGAUUGGUGUAACAAUGUUGUAAAAUCACAAUAUACAUGUGUAUCAAUAUUUCGGUUUUCUUCUGCAUCAAACAUUGUACAUGUAUAUAUAGCCACUAAGGAAUUGUGAAAGUUUGAUGAUGUAAAAGUUAAAACAUUUUUUCAGGAAAACAGGACUAUCUUAAGCUGUCACAUAACAUUGAAAGCAGCAUUGCUAUUAUUACGUCUUGAUACACCUUUUGUCUGAGAAAAUACAUAACUAACUUGAUUAAUUUGGCAUGACAAGUUAAACCCAUUUUACAUACUGUUUCUUUUUCCUACCGUCAAACCAUUAGGGAAAAGACAUCACCCGUCCUUAAAGUAUCUCCAUUUUUUUGGACAAGUCUUAUAAUUUGGACUAAGUGACUACAUUUUCUAAAAUGAUGCAAUGGAUUUAUUUAUAUGAUCUGCUUCCUGUAUUUUGGUUUAAUUAAAUGUUGUUUGAACAAAGAUUGCAUAAGAUGUGGAAACAUAAAACCUGAAUGAUCUAGUUAAGUAAAAGGAUGCCAAGUGCAAGUCCCUGGUCAAGCUACUGGUAAAAUGAUUCUUUUACUUGUAAAGAUAUUGGUGAUUACAGGUUAGUUAAUAGGAGUGUCCGUGGCCGAGUGGUUAAGUUGGUUGACUUCAAACCUCUUGCCCCUCACUGCUGUGGGUUAAAAUCUCGGCAGGGACUUUGGAUUCUUUCAAAGCUGUCCAGCUAGCUUACCGAACAUCGUUGGUUCUACUCAGGUGCCCAUUGGUGCCUGAAAUAAUGCACUAAAGGACACCUGAGGUCUUCCUUCACCACUAAAGCUAGAAUGUCUCCAUAUGACCUAUACUGUGUCGGUGUGACAUAAAACCCAAAACAAAUAAACAGGUUAGUUAUCUAGAAAAACUGGUAUGACCAAACAUGUUAAGAUCUGCAUAUAUGUGUAUAUAUCUUGAUUAACAAUAUAAUUAAACCGAAUUUUUUAAGUAGACCCAGCACAUCAGAUUACUGUUUUUACUAUGCAAGUAAGAUUUUCAUUUCAGUCCACAUGAUAUUUGUUUAUACUUGUGUACCUUAUAUGGCUGUGACAGAAUGUUAAAUGUUUAUUACUAAAUGUUCAUAUGUUGAUAAAAUAUAUAUGUAUGUACUAAUGUACAAACAUUUUACAUCAUGUUUGAUAGAUUCUGUUUAUAAAUGAUACAUAUACAGACUGGGGAGGUUUAUUUUGUCCUUUUGGAAUGGAAAGCUAAAAAAUAAAAUAAUCUAUAUUGCU